Molecule: messenger RNA, 2085 nt
Organism: Lodderomyces oxycetoniae
Lineage: Eukaryota; Fungi; Ascomycota; Pichiomycetes; Serinales; Debaryomycetaceae
Gene: MLH3
Product: mismatch repair protein
Exons: 1
Coding region: 1-2085 (694 amino acids)
Biological process (GO): mismatch repair
Cellular component (GO): mismatch repair complex
Molecular function (GO): ATP hydrolysis activity; ATP-dependent DNA damage sensor activity; ATP binding
Source: RefSeq, a predicted model, not a curated record
AUGCCUACUAUUAGGAAACUAGACGAUCAUGUCAUUAGCCAGAUUAACACACACUUGGAACUCACUUCAAUCGAUACGAUACUUGAUCGACUACUCACGGAAAGCUUAAACCGCAAUUCAACUCGUAUCUUGAUCAAUGUUGACUUGAUCUCGCCGAGUCUAUACUUGCAUGACGAUGGCGAGGUAUACAACCCAGCGCAACUAGAACUGAUUCCAAGUUCAUCUUCCAAAUCGCAUGGCCCAAAUCCCUCAUUAUAUGCGAUAAGUGCUGUGUCUGAUUUCUCAAUAAUCUCGAAAUGUCAAACUUACAAUUGUGCUUAUGAGGUGAAACUCAGUGACACGAGCUUGGUUGCUCAAAUGUACACCACAAGACAAGACAAAAAAAGUGGCUUACUAGAAAGGAAAAGCCACUUGCCAGUGGAACCCGCUGGUACUAAGAAUUCAUUUGGCAAUUUGCCAGUGGAACCCGCUGGUACUAAGAAUUUAUUUGGCAACUUGCCAGUGGAACCCGCUGAUGGUACUAUUUACAGUGUAAAGAAUUUAUUUGGCAAUUUGCCAGUAAGAAAAGAACAACUUAGGUCAACCCCGCAGUACAAGAUCUUAAACAAAAUCAAAACUGCCAUUUUAAGCCGGUUGUUGAAUGUAUCGUCAUCAGUACAUUUAACUCUUUCCGUUCUUAAUCAGCAAUGUUUACAAUUUCAACCAAAAUGCAUAGUCAAUCUCAAGCAAUCAAACUGUGUGUAUGAGCAACUACUCGGUGAUAUAUUUGGAAUUGAUAUUGGGUUCACAUCAAUAAAAGCAGCAUAUGAAGGGUACAAAGUUUCCGGAGUUAUUGGCUUGCGUGCUGUAAACUCAAAGGCGCACCAAUAUGUGUUUGUCAACAAUAGACUAAUACUGUUAACAAACAAAGUUGCAUCAGUUUUUAAUGAGAUUUUCAUCAGCUCCAGCUUCUUCAGUCAAGAUGUGUCUCCUACAAAAUCAACAGGGAAGAUAUUUUACAAAUUCCCAUGUUUCUUGAUCAAUGUUAAAUGCGAUAAUAAACAAAAUUUUCAAGAGGAACCAUAUUCUUGGUCAGUUAUUGUGAACAUCAUCAGCAAGCUAUUCAACAAGUUUGUGAGUCUUGGUGAACCUCCUCGAAACGAAAAUGAAACAAAGCGUUUUACCUUUCUGCCAAGUCCUAUCAAGCCAAAACUGGACAAUUCAAAGCUGAGUGGUAGUACAAGCGAAAAAGAAAUAAAGAUAUCGAGGCAAGGUCUUGCUCCACAAACAGAGCUAAAUAGAUUUCCCUGCGAUGAAAAUCAUCAUUAUGUUGUGCCGUUAGAUAAAAGUGUUCGAUUUGAAAAAUUCCAACUUAGAUCCGGCAAAUAUAGAAUCAUACGUCAAAUAGAGAACAAGUUCAUUCUUUUACUAUUGUACGACAACGAGAAUACACUUGUCGUUUUGGAUCAACACGCAAGCGACGAAAGAGUAAAAGUUGAAUGUAUGAUACAACAGUUUGUUAAAAUAAUGAGGGGAAAUCCCGGUCUAAGACUUGCCAAAUCUCUUAUGCUCACCAUUUCAAACGAUGAAAUACAAUUUUUCAAACAAUACAUGUCUAAUUUCAAGUUAUUUGGAGUAGAAUACGACAUCACAGAUUGUGAUUCACUAGCAAUAAUUAAACUACCAGAAAUACUUUUAUCAAAAGUUGGUAACGAUGCCGAGUUUAUAAGGGACGUUUUACUACAACAUUGUUAUGAUCUCAACAAUAAAGUGAAAAACCAAACAUUCAAUUUAGAUGAUUGGUUUGCUGCUUCACAUAAUCUUCCAAAAGCGAUUUUGGAUAUUAUAACCUCAAAAGCUUGUCGUUCAGCAAUUAUGUUUGGCGACAAGCUAGAUGAGCAAGAGAUGUCGCGGUUGAUUGAAAACUUGAGUCGAUGUAGACUCCCUUUCCAGUGUGCGCAUGGUAGACCAUCAGUUGUUCCGUUAGCCAGAAUUGUACAAGAAUCUGCCCACUAUCGACACUAUCGACACUAUCGAGCAGAGCGAGAUAGUGGAGCAACACUGACUACACCGACACUAUCGACACUAUCGAGCAGAGCGAGAUAG